AUGCGCUUCAUUCAGCUCACGUUUUUCACUUUCCUCACUGCACACAGUCUCGCCGCGCCACCUACUCGAAACCUGGGGGAUAACUCGGUUUCCGAGACGCUUGACUCCCUCGUCGCCGCGGAGAGGGCGACACCCUUCAACCCGACCUGGCACUAUUGCCAGACAAAGUGCGACUGCGCGGAAAGAUUUGACAAGAGCACCCAGCCAGACGGGUAA
Colletotrichum graminicola M1.001 is the source of this 216-nucleotide messenger RNA. RefSeq lists its product as uncharacterized. The record is from RefSeq and is a predicted model, not a curated record. The transcript has a single exon. Lineage: Eukaryota; Fungi; Ascomycota; Sordariomycetes; Glomerellales; Glomerellaceae. Bases 1 to 216 code for a protein of 71 amino acids.